AUGGCUGACGACCAACGUCACGACAUCGCCGAGCUGUACACGAAGAUGACCCUGGGGCAAAUGAAGCAAGAGUUGCCAAACUUCGAUUGGCUGCUCUUCUUUAACGAAGUCUUUCGUGAAAUAACCGAUCAGAAUGGCACACGGAUCGUAUUUGAUGAAAAUGCCGAAGUGGUGAUAUAUGGCAUCGAAUUCCUCCGUCGACUAGAUAAACUACUUCCGGAAUAUGAGAAAAGGUAA
Messenger RNA from Cooperia oncophora, 237 nucleotides. Lineage: Eukaryota; Metazoa; Nematoda; Chromadorea; Rhabditida; Trichostrongylidae. The record is from the annotation of a GenBank genome assembly.